AUGUCUAUUGAGGAAAUUACUGAUGACGUGAAAGACCUCAAGGUCGACAACAUUCCUGGGGGUGAAGAAGGCGAGGUUGACGUUUCGGACCGUGUUCAGUCGCGCGCGGAGCGCAAGAGCCGCAAGUCGUUGCAGAACAUUGGCCUCAAGCAUCUCCCUGACAUUAAGCGUGUGACGCUCCGUCGUGCCCGUGGCCACCUCUACGUUGUUGCGGACCCCGAUGUGUACAAGUCGCCCGCUUCUGACUGCUACAUUGUCUUUGGUGACGUGAAGAACGAGGACAUGAGCGCGUUUGCGCAGGCUCAAGCCGCCCAGCAGAUGCUCGCUGCGGACGGUCAGCAGGGUGCCGGCGCGGACGGCGGCGCUGAGCCUAUAUUCAAGCCGAGCGAUCUCACUGGUGGCAAGAGGGUUGACGAAGAGGAGGAGGACGACGGUUCGCCUAUCGACGAGACUGGCGUGGACUCGAAAGACGUCGACCUUGUUAUGGAGCAGGUUUCUGUCUCUCGUCGCAAGGCUGUCAAGGCACUGAAGGAGAAUGAUGGCGACUUGAUCAAUGCCAUCAUGAGCGUGAGCUAA
This is a messenger RNA of Malassezia vespertilionis, 576 nucleotides long. RefSeq names its product GAL4 enhancer protein (gene EGD2). The coding region runs from base 1 to 576 and encodes 191 amino acids. Gene Ontology annotation, biological process: protein targeting to membrane. Gene Ontology annotation, cellular component: nascent polypeptide-associated complex; cytoplasm. The transcript has 4 exons. Lineage: Eukaryota; Fungi; Basidiomycota; Malasseziomycetes; Malasseziales; Malasseziaceae. The record is from RefSeq and is a predicted model, not a curated record.